AAGUCCUAAGCUUUCCCUCUCUUUAUCUCUGUCCUCUUAUUUAUAUCGAGGAGCUUUGGAGAGGAACAACUCCUUAUUGUUGAACAGGAUAUAUACAUGUUGUGGAUGUGGAUUUUAAAGGGAUAUUUCUGACAUUUCAUAGUGAGAAGAGUCAAGGCUCCAUUUGAGUCUUGAUUCACCUAAAGGAGGUACUGUCAAUCCCAGAGGAACUUCAUUAUCAGUCCAUAUUUCUUCUUCUUAUCCCUGAAAACGAGAAUGGAGCUACAGAAAAUGAAUGGCCAUCAGUGCAUGGAUGGGUUUGAUGGGCUGGAGAGCAUGGCAGAGCGUGAUGAGUUCCUGCCUCACAAGAGUGGAGGGAAGAAGGAAUCCCAGUUCACAGAUUUUGAGGGGAAGACUUCCUUUGGCAUGUCCAUUUUCAACCUCAGCAAUGCUAUCAUGGGCAGUGGGAUUCUGGGACUGGCGUACGGUAUGGCAAAUACUGGAAUCAUCCUGUUCAUCGUCCUGUUGACAUUCAUCGCUAUUCUAUCAGCAUAUUCCAUCCACCUCCUCCUAAAAUGUGCAGGAGUUGUAGGAAUACGUGCCUAUGAGCAGCUGGGGAACCGGGCGUUUGGAUCGCCAGGCAAAGUUGUGGCUGCUGUUAUCAUAACGGUGCACAACAUUGGAGCAAUGUCCAGCUACCUCUUCAUUGUGAAAUCUGAGCUUCCACUGGUCAUUCAGGCCUUCCUUGGCCAGCAUGAAAACACAGGAGAGUGGUUCUUGCAAGGAAAUUAUCUGAUCAUCAUCGUAAGCGCCUGCAUCAUCUUUCCACUUGCACUCAUGCGACAGCUCGGUUACCUGGGCUACACCAGUGGAUUCUCCCUCUCCUGCAUGGUUUUCUUCCUGAUCUCGGUGAUCUACAAGAAGUUCCACAUCCCCUGUCCACUGGAGAAUAGCUAUACCAAUGACUCUAUAUACAGUGACAGUCAUUCGAAUCACUCCUUCUUUCAUGAUCACAACAAAACCGAAGAUGACUCUUGUGAAGCCAAGCUGAUAACCAUCAACCCAGAGACAGCCUACACCAUUCCCAUCCUGGCUUUCGCCUUUGUCUGUCACCCAGAGGUGCUGCCCAUUUACACAGAACUACGAGAUGCUACCAAGAAACGCAUGCAGACCGUGGCCAACAUAUCCAUCCUGGCAAUGUUUGUUAUGUACUUGCUAACUGCUCUCUUUGGUUACCUCACCUUUUAUGUCGCAGUAGAGUCGGAACUCCUUCACACCUACAGUUCCGUUGACCCAUUGGAUACACUGAUCCUGUGUGUCCGUCUGGCUGUGCUGGUCGCUGUCACCCUGACCGUUCCAGUGGUGCUCUUCCCAAUCCGCAGGGCUCUUCUCCAGCUGCUGUUCCCUGAGAAGCCCUUCCACUGGGCCAGACACAUCUGCAUUGCCAUCUGCCUCCUCUUCAUCGUCAACCUGCUCGUCAUCUUUGUGCCCAACAUCCGAGACAUCUUCGGUCUCAUUGGAGCCACCUCUGCACCUAGCCUCAUCUUCAUCCUCCCUGGAAUCUUCUACAUCCGGAUCAUUCCUGAAGAACAGGAACCUUUAAAAUCCAGACCAAAGAUUCAGGCUGCAUGUUUUACUGCAUUAGGGUUUGUCUUCAUGGUGAUGAGCCUAUCCUUCAUUAUCUUUGACUGGGUGACUGGACAGGCACGGAGCGGAGGUGGGCACUAGCAGCUGAGACUCCCA
Molecule: messenger RNA, 1722 nt
Organism: Osmerus eperlanus (European smelt)
Lineage: Eukaryota; Metazoa; Chordata; Actinopteri; Osmeriformes; Osmeridae
Gene: slc38a5a
Product: solute carrier family 38 member 5a
Exons: 16
Coding region: 256-1707 (483 amino acids)
Biological process (GO): glycine transport; L-histidine transmembrane transport; L-glutamine transport
Cellular component (GO): plasma membrane
Molecular function (GO): glycine transmembrane transporter activity; L-glutamine transmembrane transporter activity
Source: RefSeq, a predicted model, not a curated record